GUUUAAAAAUGGCGACGUACAUGUAAAUCCUUGUACCCUUUCCUAACUGGCAGCGUUAUUUCUCCGAAAUCAUUUUGUCUGUCGUGUCUGGACCGGAGAGUAACGAUGUUUCACUUCGUGCGCUGCAGUCGGCUGACGCGCGGCUCGGACCGACUACUGCGAGCACGAAAUAACGUUAUUAAGUCAAGAGAGCUGCUGCUCCAGCACAGCCGAUGUGAACAGCACUCACUUCAAUGGGCCAAGGCUCCAGUCUCUCAGUCCACAAGCAGCACAGUCAUACGACUGUGGGGUCAAGCACACAAAGUGUUGAGACUGGCUGUCCAACGACACCCUAAAGUGUCCCCAAAAGUGGCUCUGACGUUGCUGGUGGGGCCGGCUACAUUAACAGUCACUGCACGACUGUUGGGUGGUGUAGCUUACUGUCACGCUGAUUUCAACAAUAACCUUUCUGCUGAGGUCCAAGUGAAGGAGAAGGGGCCGGAAUUCAGCUGGGCUGUCCUCUGGGAGUUUGUCCGGCCACAGCUCCUUGCCCUCAUAGGGGCCAUUAUUCUUGCAUUUGGCGCAGCGGCUCUGAACAUCCAGAUCCCACUGAUGCUGGGCGAAUUGGUGAACGUUGUAGCUCAACACUUGAGGGAACAUGCUGGAAAUUACAUGAGGGAUAUUCGAGCGCCUGCAUUCAAGCUGCUGGGCCUGUAUUGUCUACAGGGUCUGCUGACCAGUGGGUACAUCAUCCUCCUGUCCAGAGUUGGUGAGAGAGUGGCUGCUGACAUGAGAAAAACUCUCUUCACAUCAUUGCUAAGACAAGAUGUUGCAUUCUUUGAUGCCAAUAAGACGGGGCAGCUAGUUAACCGCCUCACUGCUGACAUUCAGGAGUUCAAAUCCUCCUUCAAGCUGGUGAUCUCUCAGGGUUUGAGGAGCAUUACGCAGACGAUUGGCUGCUUUGUCUCUCUGUAUGUCAUCUCUCCGAAGUUGACCGGUUUGACAGUGGUGGUGCUGCCGUGCCUUGUGGGUGCAGGCGCUCUUAUCGGCUCCUUUCUGCGCAGACUUUCACGAAAAGCCCAGGAGCAGAUUUCUAAAGCUACAGGAGUGGCAGAUGAGGCCCUUGGCAAUGUCCGAACAGUAAGAGCCUUUGCCAUGGAGGACAGAGAACUGGAGAUGUAUGCCACAGAGGUGGAGAAGUCUGCUGUGAUGAAUGAAGCUUUAGGGACAGGAAUCGCGGUGUUCCAGGGCCUGUCGAACAUCGUAUUAAACUGCAUAGUCCUAGGCACUAUUUUUGCUGGUGGGUCCUUGAUGGCACAUAACGACAUGUCUCCAGGUGACCUAAUGUCAUUUUUAGUUGCGUCCCAAACAGUUCAAAGAUCCUUGGCCAGCAUCUCAAUUCUCUUUGGGCAGAUGGUGAGAGGCAUUAGUGCAGGAGCUCGUGUUUUUGAGUAUCUGGCACUUGAACCAACCAUUCCUCUGAUGGGAGGGGGUCGUAUCCCUCACAAGUCUUUGACUGGACGAGUGGAUUUCAUGAACAUCAACUUCAGCUACCCAACACGCCCAGGUAAUCAGAUCCUGAAGAACUUCAACCUGACUCUACCUCCAUGCAAAACUGUCGCUAUAGUUGGAGAAUCUGGUGGAGGUAAAUCCACUGUGGCAGCACUGCUGGAACGGUUCUAUGACCCAAGCGGUGGAGUGAUAAUGUUGGAUGGCCUAGACAUCAGAACACUGGACCCCUCUUGGCUAAGAGGACAUGUGAUUGGAUUCAUUAGUCAGGAGCCUGUGCUGUUUGGCACUUCAGUGUUGGAGAAUAUCCGCUUUGGAAAGCCUGGUGCCACAGAUGCAGAGGUGGUGGCUGCUGCCAAACAGGCCAAUGCUCACACCUUCAUCACAGGCUUUCCAGAUGGCUACAACACUGUGGUGGGUGAGCGUGGUGUGACUCUGUCAGGCGGUCAAAAGCAGAGGAUUGCCAUUGCUCGCGCCCUCAUUAAAAACCCAAGUAUCCUGAUCCUGGAUGAGGCCACGAGCGCGCUUGAUGCUGAGUCGGAACGCGUGGUCCAGGAAGCACUGGACAGAGCCACCACAGGACGCACCGUCCUCAUUAUUGCUCACCGCCUCAGUACCAUCCAGGGGGCUGACCUCAUCUGCGUCAUGAGCAAUGGCAAAGUGGUGGAGGCUGGAACACACCUGGAAUUACUGAGUAAAUGCGGUCUGUAUGCUGAGCUAAUAAGAAGACAAAGAUCUAAUGGCCAACAGUGAAUCAAUGACCAGGUAGAAGAGCUAUGGAGUCCAAAGCACCAUUACUGUGGUUUUGUUUAAUGUUUACUGGAUGUAAAUGAUAUCUUAAAAUUACAUUUGACUUUAAACUCUGUUUGUAUACCAUUUGUUAACAGGGUGCUUCACACCACUUGUAGAUCGAUGCUUUGUAAAAAUAUGAACUCAGGAUUGGAUUAGGCUUGUGUUCGGAAUGGACGUUAUUGCUAAGCAUUACAGAGUAUAUUGUCUCCAGACUGCAGGUAUUUUAACAAAUAUAUUUUAUACAGUUUUUGAAUUGAAAUGUAGUGUUUCCUUACACAUGUAUGUACAUCACUGUACAGUAAUUAUUAAGUGUAUGAAUGUUUUACUGUGAUACAAAGAAUUUGUGAAUGACCGUACAAAGGAGUCGACAUGUACAUUUGAUGUAACCGGAGUACUAGGAAUAAAUAAAUUCAUUUAUUACUCAUGUCUGUCAUGUAAAUGUAUAUAGAUGUAAUAUAAUAUUAAAUAGCAAAAAUACUUUUAUAGAAAUCUGUACAUUGUAUUACUAUUCACAUACACUCACAGAGCUCUUUAUUAGGAACACCUAACUUGUAUCUACACUCACUUUCCAUUUUAUCAGUUCCACUCACCAUAUCGGUGUAGUCCAUCUGUUUAUUUGCAUAAUUUGAUAUCCCACCUUAACCCCAUUCAUCAAUGGUCAGGACCACCACAGAACAGGUAUUACUUGAGUAGUGGAUCAUGGGUCAUAGUCGUGUAUUAGUAGGUGUUGUGCUGGUAUAAGUGGAUCAGACACAGCAAUGCUGCUGGAGUUUUUUAACACCUCAGUGUCACUACUAGACUGAGAAUAGUCCACCAACCAAAAUAUUCAGCCAGUAAUGUUCUGUGAGCAGUAACCUGUGACCACUGAUGAAGAAUUAGAGGAUGACUAAUACGAACUGUGCUACAACAGAUUAACUAUUGUCUCUGAUUUUAAAUCUACCUGGUGGACUAACAAGGUAGGAGUGUGUCUAAUAGAGUGGACAGUGAGAGGACACCGUGUUUAAUAACUCCAGCAGCACUGCUGUGCCUGAUCCACUCGUACCAGCGCAGCACACACUAACACACCACCACCAAGACAUCAGUGUCACUGCGGUGCUGAGAGUGAUCCACCACCCAAAUACUUGCUCCGUGGCAGUCCUGUGGGGGUCUAGACCAUUGAGAGGGGGCUAAUAAAGUAUGCAGAAAAACAGAUGGACUACAGUAUGUAAUUGUAAACUAUAAAGUGCUCUUAUAUGGUGAGUGGAGCAGAUAAAACAGACAAUGAGUGUAGAUACAAAGUAGGUGUUCCUAGUAAUGUGCUCAAUGAGUGUAUGUGCUAUUUGCCACAAACCUAUGUAAAGGAACAACGUGAUACUAAUCAGUGCAAUAAACUACUGGCACAGUU
This is a messenger RNA of Pygocentrus nattereri (red-bellied piranha), 3664 nucleotides long. It is a transcript of the gene abcb8, whose product is annotated as ATP-binding cassette, sub-family B (MDR/TAP), member 8. The record is from RefSeq and is a predicted model, not a curated record. Lineage: Eukaryota; Metazoa; Chordata; Actinopteri; Characiformes; Serrasalmidae. Gene Ontology annotation, cellular component: membrane. Gene Ontology annotation, biological process: transmembrane transport. The coding region runs from base 106 to 2241 and encodes 711 amino acids. Gene Ontology annotation, molecular function: ATP binding; ATP hydrolysis activity; ABC-type transporter activity. The transcript is spliced from 16 exons.